This is a messenger RNA of Leptomonas pyrrhocoris, 2984 nucleotides long. RefSeq lists its product as hypothetical. Lineage: Eukaryota; Euglenozoa; Kinetoplastea; Trypanosomatida; Trypanosomatidae. The coding region runs from base 276 to 2984 and encodes 902 amino acids. Gene Ontology annotation, biological process: mRNA export from nucleus; protein import into nucleus; post-transcriptional tethering of RNA polymerase II gene DNA at nuclear periphery. The record is from RefSeq and is a predicted model, not a curated record. Gene Ontology annotation, cellular component: nuclear pore outer ring; nuclear pore. Gene Ontology annotation, molecular function: structural constituent of nuclear pore. The transcript has a single exon.
GGUAUUAAACUGUUUUGAAUUGCCGUAAGCGGUGUCGUCUAUUACGUGUCACGUGGUGCACACAUCCGUUGCAUUAAUAGACCUCUUUCCGGACUUAUUCGUGCACACGCACACGCGCUUUCAGAGAAACAAACGUGCUAGGAACAAUUAGCGAAGUAGAUAGGGUCGUUCACCACGCUUGACACACGUCUGGCUUUUGCUAAAUUGAUUAUUCGCUGUUUGCACCGACAACGAGCACCUUUCAUUCGUGGUUAGCAACUCAAAUUCUUUUAACCAUGACGGACUACGAGCGGCACCACGGCAAGGUGAACUUGGCGGGGUCGCGGUCUGCUACACAAGUGCACGACGUGCACGGCCGUCCCUUGCCAACAGACCGCAAUGCCCUCGUCGUGGCCCCCCCCGCGUCUUCCGCCCUAACCGGGUCGCUCAUCACGAUGGGUGUCGUAGCGCCGACCACGUCUCCACUGCGAACUUACGCAGAGUGGUAUUUGGCCCAUUGCUCCGACGCCUCUCCGAUCCGCACCGUACCGACAGUGGAGUGCUUUAAACAGGAGAGCCGCGCUGCUGGCCGCAAGCAGGAGGCGUACCUCUGGUCCCUCCUGCAGGACAUCUACACCGAUGCGGAGCAAGCCGAUCAAUACCACCCCGAUGCCAUCGGUAUCGAGUCGAUGCAGCCGCAUAGGCGUUGGUUUAUCUCCCAGUACGCCCAUCUGCAGGCUUUCUUGCAGCGCCAGCCGGUGCUGCGCCGGGCGAACAUCAUUUGCCGCUGGCUCGAGGCCACCUACCGCGACGACACCCGGCAGGAGCCGAGCCUGCAUGGAGAGGAGGAGAUCGUACUCCGCCAGCUCAUCCUGACGCACCUACGCGGUGGCGAACUGCACCGGGCCAUUCAGGCCGCCGUCACCUACGAGAGCUGCGUGCACAGCUGUGUGCUGAGCGCGGCCCAGCUGCAGACGGUGCAGGAGCCGUGGUUUGCGCAAACCGCCUUAGUGCCUUUGUUUGGCGAGUACGCGCACGGUGAGUUGGCGCAGGCGUGGUGUGGCAACGAGUACCGCCUCGAGAACCUCUCGCAGCUAUACGAGGAGUCGUUGCGGUACCGCAAGACGGCCGCCGCCGCGGUCGGGGCGGGGGGCAGCGCGGAGCGGCAACCACCGAAUGCCAGCAACGACUUCGAUGCCGUGAUUGGCGCCGCGCUGUGCGGCAACCUCAACGUUCUGGAAGCUGCGUUUAAAGUGAACGGGAACUGGAAGGACAUGGCGUGGUGCUACCUCCGCUGUGCGCUGGUGGUGGCCUUUACGAAGCAGCUGGUGGUGGCAGCCGGGGCUGGCGGAGACGAGGCGGGCCGCUCUGCGAUUGGCGCCGUCGACGGGAGCUACGCCGCGUUCAUUGAGGAGAUGACGGGCGGCGGCGAUGACUGGGCCGCGACCUUUUCUCAGAAGUUGGUGCAGGGCUUAGCCGCUCGUCUGCAGUCUGGCUUCCUGGCCCAUGUGCCGCUGGAGGAGCAGCUGCAGAUGCGCGUGAUCCUGCAGACUCUCACAUGCAUGGACGGGAAGGGCCCCAGCGGGCUUUUCGUAUCCGGGCCGUCAGCCGUCAUGAUGAUGCGACCACCACCACCGCCAGCUGCAGCUGCCGCUGUUGGUGGCGUGCCCGCGGAGUGGUUUGACAUUGUACCCGAGGACGGCAACAGCGAGGCAGCUCGGCUCAUUACGCAUGUCGUGCUGGUGCAGGAUGUGGCCUACGGCGAGACGCUCAGCCCGCAUUCGGUGCAGGUGCGCGCCGGGGCCGCCCUGGCCACCUCGCUCGCCCGCUACGCCGUCUUUCUCGCCUUGCUCCCUCGUUACCCGUUUAACGAGGGUCUGCGGGCGGUGACGGCGAUGACGCUGCGGCUGCGUGACCCACGGCACCGCGCUGGCGUCUACGCCGCGUUCAUCAAAGCCGCGCGGGAUUACGAGUUGGAGCGGCAGGACCUAACGCGCAGCCAACUCGAGGAGCAGGAGGGCCGACUGGUGCGGCAGUUCGUGACGGCCGACGCGGACUCGCAGGUGCAUAUCGAGGUGCAGCAGCUUCUGUAUCAGCAGGUGGCGCCGGCGGAGAUGCUGACGCACAAUAAGUUGGCGGAGAAGAUCAUGUGGGAGGCGAUGCACGCUGAUUCGAUCGCGGACUACGUGCGCGUGUUGCGUGGCGGGUUGACGGCGUGCUGCAGCUUUUGGCUGACGCGGCCCGCGGCAGAGGUGGAGGCGAUCGCGGAUGUGAGCAACAUUCUGACCCGCCGCGUCUUAGUGGAGUUGCAGAAGCUGUCGGAGAAGUACGGCGAGGACGAGGCGGCCGCUGCGGCGGCAACUGCCCCGUCGUGCAGCCCGAUGACGGAGCUGGAGCGCAGCGAGUCUACGUUUUGGUACGUGUGGAGCGAGGCCCGCGGCAUUGCGAAGCGGCACGCGACGACGGCAGCGGAACUGGCAGGUGCUCGCGCGAACGCGGCCUUUGCCGGUGCCGCGACCGGACACUCAAAUCGUACCCUUGUGUACCAACUCACGCAGGACGAGACGACGCUGCUGAACCGACUCGUGGAGCAGACCCAGCGAGCGUUGCGGCACGGCGGAGCCGUCGUGCACCGCGAUCGGCAGUGCCUGACGGCCAUUAUCUGGCUGGUGCAGCAGCUCGCCGAGGAGGUGACGCUCUCGAUGCUGUCGAACCGGUCGGUGAACACGGCGGAGGCGGAGGAGGAAAGUCCGGCGCCACAUGAUGAGCUGCGUCGCAUGCAGCAGGUGUACGAGCUUUUAGAAGAGCUGCACCUGGCCGGAUACUUCGAGCCCGAAUUGCUGUCGCAGAAGUGCGCCAGUGACUUGUACACACAGAUACGCGCGAUGCGGGUGUCGUACGGGCAGCAGGUGCACCGGCGUCAGGUGAUGGCCGCGCUGCGUGCGCGAACUGCGUGUCGGGUUCAAGACGCGAACGCGCAGCUGGAGUCUGAGAACUCCUUUUAG